Hydatigera taeniaeformis is the source of this 207-nucleotide messenger RNA. Lineage: Eukaryota; Metazoa; Platyhelminthes; Cestoda; Cyclophyllidea; Taeniidae. The record is from the annotation of a GenBank genome assembly.
GUCCAAAAUUCUUUCUACACCGGUUCUGUAAUUCUGCGGAAUGAUAAGAUCACUAACGUGAUCAAGGCCCAAGAAUAUUAUGAAAAACCCACCAGAAUGCGGCGACGCGUGAUGUACGAGCGUUGUAAGCGCAUCUACGACGCUGAACUGUCUCGUAAGAUCAAUUUUGUGAUGAAAGUAGAUAGACCUGACCCAUGGCUUCGAUAG